AUGGCAUCGAGAGAGAAAGUCAGGGGUAGUGCCAUAAUACUUGGCUUUCGUCCAGAUGAUCCGUCUACGCCCCACAUCUUACUCUGCCAGCGCUCUCCCAAUGGUAUAGAUGACGAUGGAGAGCCGAAAAAGAAUGCCUUUCCUUGGACAUGGGAGACCCCAGGUGGUGGGGCACUGCCGGAAGACGGGACAAUUUUGGAGACCAUGGUGCGUGAGACUGCUGAAGAAACUGAAUUGGUACUCUGGGCCGCUUCGAGCCGAGUCUACCGUCGAGAAAUGAAGAGUCAACGUUUGUGGUCCGAUGGACAUGACGGGCCUCAUGGCUCGGAUCAGAAACCAAUCCGGCUGAGGGACGACGAACAUCUCGACUACGUUUGGGCUACAGAAGAACAAGUUCAAACCUGCAUGAUUUACGACCCGAGCGAUACGAACAAAGCAGGAAUUGUCAUGAUCCAAAGCAACAAAGAUGUUCUUCUGGACUUUUACUCGUGGCUGAAGGACGAUGGUGCUUGCAUGGAGUACCCUCUGCCCGAGCUGCCACUGCAGAGCGAUCAGAGAUAG
Penicillium waksmanii is the source of this 561-nucleotide messenger RNA. Its product is annotated as NUDIX hydrolase. The record is from RefSeq and is a predicted model, not a curated record. The transcript has 2 exons. Bases 1 to 561 code for a protein of 186 amino acids. Lineage: Eukaryota; Fungi; Ascomycota; Eurotiomycetes; Eurotiales; Aspergillaceae.